AUGAAAAGUAGAUUUAAUGUUAACCAAACUAUAACAAGCAGAGAUAAAAAAGUCAUGGGAUAUAUUUUCAUAGGUAAGUCUCUAGUUAUGAAAUAUUUUAGUUUGAUAGGAAUAUUAACAUUUAUUCAUUUUUCUUGUCCUUCAGAUACAUUUAAAGAUAUUUAA
This is a messenger RNA of Nezara viridula (southern green stink bug), 165 nucleotides long. The record is from the annotation of a GenBank genome assembly. Lineage: Eukaryota; Metazoa; Arthropoda; Insecta; Hemiptera; Pentatomidae.